Molecule: messenger RNA, 786 nt
Organism: Verticillium alfalfae VaMs.102
Lineage: Eukaryota; Fungi; Ascomycota; Sordariomycetes; Glomerellales; Plectosphaerellaceae
Exons: 2
Coding region: 1-786 (261 amino acids)
Source: RefSeq, a predicted model, not a curated record
AUGUCGUCCACUUCACCGUCGGUCGCCGCGACAGUGACGGCGCUCCUCGCCCUCACCACACCCUUCGUGGCACCGCCCGGCUGCCCCCGCUUUACCACUACCAGUAUCCAUGAUACGUCCUCCAUUGACGGUGUCGCCGCCGUCCUCGUCGCCGACGACCCUUCCUGCUACCCUGAUGGCUGGGCUGACGUCGUCCCCGAGAGCCGUAUGCGUUUUAGCCCUGGUGUGUGCCCCAGCAGCUGGGUCUACUACGGCAUGGGCAGAGCCGGUGCCCCGGCCGGGUUCACGGCCGCCUGCUGCGACAGCGGAUACACCCUCAUCAACUUUGAACAUAAUGAACUCGUCGCGCCAUACAUCAACGACGGCUGUGGCCGGUGGACAUCAAGGCUGAAUGCCGAUGCGGGCUUGGACAACGCCACUAUCACGGGCAGCACCCUCCUCGUGCACAGGGCCUGGGCCAUCACCUGGCAGGCCUCUGACAUUCCCACCCUCACCCCCCAGCCGCCUUCCCUCACAAACGACAUGUGGGUGCCGACAUGGACGCCUGGCGAGGUCAUCCCCGACGGAGAGCACGACCGCUCCCCCAACGGCGACAAUGUCAACCAUUUUCUGCCUGCGUCCCUGUACAUGUUAAUUUGUAUUGGUAUUCCCCUCAUCAGCGUCUUCUGUAUCUGCUCGUGCGUAGUCUGCUGCGUGCGGAGCAGCAAAAAGAAGAAGACAGCGCGGCGGGCGGCGGCGCUGCAAGCCACAGCAGGAGGUGGCAACGUGCAAAGUGAGCAUAAAUAG